GCACACCGGGCCGUGCUGCUGGCCAGGGCGCCGCGGCUCUUCGCCCCGCUGGGCAGCCCCCGGGAGGCGCUGCGGCUGCGCGGCGUGGGACCGGCCGAGCUCCGGCGCUUCCUGCGGCUUGUAUAUUCAUCUGAUAAAAAUCUUCAAGAAUCAGAGGAACUGGCUAUGAUGAAAAAACUGGAACCCAAAUUAAUACAAGAAAACAACAUUGCUACUCUUCAGAACACUCAAACAGAUGUAAAUUGUCUUGGAGAUGACAAAAGCACAGCAGCUGAACAGAAUGCUCCAGGUGGAGCUGUGCAGGAAGAAGUUGCUUAUGUAUCUUGUAUUGACGAGGAAAUUUCAGAAGUAGCCAUUGAUGCAGAAAGCAACAAAGCCAUGGCAGGUGAUUCCAAGCUAGAAGCCGCAUCUGUAUUAGGAGAAGACUUAAUGAAGCUCUACAAGAAGCAUUGUUGUCCAGAUAUUAACAUUUGCAUAGAAGGCCACAACUUUCAAGCUCACAGGGCCAUUUUAUGUGCCAGAUCUAGUUACUUUGCUGCUAUGCUGAGUGGAAGUUGGGCUGAAAGCUCCCAAGAGCACAUCACUCUUCAAGGCAUAAGCCAUAUAGAAAUGAGUGUCAUCUUGCAUUUUAUAUAUGGAGCUAUUCUGGACUUCCCAGAUGAAGUUGAUGUUGGUCGCAUGUUGGGCAUUGCAGAUAUGUAUGGGCUAGAUGGGUUGAAAGAAGUAGCUAUCUACAUUUUGAAGAGGGAUUACUGCAAUUUUUUCCAAAAGCCUAUUCCUGGAAAACAGCAACCUGUACUAGAAUGCAUGGCUAUUGCUCAUUCACUGGGAGUGGAAAGCCUAUAUGCUGCCUGCAUGAAAUGGGUGGGAAAACAUUUUGCAAAAUGCUUGUCAGAGAGAAGCUUUGCCAGUUUACCUCCUGAACUUCAGAACAAUUGUCUUGUUAUGUUGAUUAAGUCUUUGAACCACAAGAAUGCUGCUUUCCUUUUGACGGAAAGUGACCGGCUGAUCAACAGUCUUCCCCAAGUGAAGUGGACGGAGGCAGCUGUGGCGGUGGCAUCUAGGCUACAAGAAGAAUGCAUAACCUAUGUUGUGGCAAACUUCCUACAUGUAGUACAAAGUGAAGCCUUCCAUACUUUGUUGCAGGCUCAGGCAAUGAGCAGCAAACCUGACCUUCUCGAACUAAUCUUUAAUGCAAUUGAAAAAAGUAUUAAUAACGAAAACAGCUGCUUUCUUCUUGUAGCUGUGGAUACAUUGCUGGACUCCGCAAAUGUGAAGGAGAUGGGUUUUACGUGCAAGAUCCAGGCUCUGCGUGAUAAGCUCUGGGUCUUCCUGGUUCAGUCUUUUUAUGCUGUUCGUCACACAGAAAGCUGGAAGCUGAUGAGACCAGACCAUCAACAGAAAAUACAAGCAGCUGCAUUUGACAAGGGUGAUGACCGAAGACUUGGCAAAAAACCUGUAUUCACUAGUUCUCAGCUAAAUAAAUCUGGUACUGAAUCUGUUGGUGUAAGGAAUACUUCUUGGACAGAACACGGCAAGAAAAAUUGUGGAAGAGAUUCUUCCACUAAUCAGGAUAAAAUGAAAUCUGAUGGAUUAGGAGCAUCUGGACAUGCAUCAAGCACCAACAGAAACACUGCCAAUAAGACUUCAAAGCAUGAGGAUACAAAGGGAAAAGAUAGCAAAAAAACUGUUUCCAAAAUUACUAAAGAUUCAAAACCUGGGGAAAAAACUGCUUCACCAAAGGCUAGAGCUGUCAUCAAAACAAAAAUAGAAAAUAAUGGAAAUACAAAGGCUGAAAGCAUGCCUACCAAGCAAGAUAUUGAAAAGACAUCAUCUGCAAGUGGACAAAAAAUUUCAGGAAGUGGCAAAGGAUUAAAGAACCAUGAAGGAAAAAUCGCAGGUGCCAGGCCUAAAGUCCUGACUGUAACCGCAAGUGUGCAAAUCAAAACAAAACCAUUGAAAAAAAACACAGGGAAGGAAUCUCCAUCCAUAGUGACUAUGGCAGGAACAUCCAGCAAGUUAAUGAACUCGAGCAUGGAUAUCCAGACUGCCAGCGAACAGGCAGAAGAACCCAAAGAGGAUAAAUCGGUAGAGGAAGGAAAAAAACAUACUGUAAUAACAAAGUCUUCUUUGAAGACAUCAAAUGGAGUCACCAACAAAAAGAAAAAGACUGAGCUUGAGGCUAAUGCCACAACAAGCAGUCUAACAAAAAAGUCAACUGGAAAAGGGUGCAAUGAACAAAAUGCACAAGCUGUUCUAAAGAAAAAAGGGAAUGUGAGUAGCAACUUUGCUACACAGCAAAAGGCUCAGAACACACCUACCAAUUCCCCCAAAAAUCAAGGACCUAUGGUGGAAUCACCAAACUCACUGAAAUCAGGAGUGUCUCCAAAACAUAACGAAGAAAAAAAUGUGGUACAGUACCUGGUUCAGACAGCACUCCCAGAAAAACUUCCUUCAGCCAAGAAGAAGAGUGUUAAGCAGUCUCAAGCACCUGUAACAAAAGCCGCUGCAAAAACACUAACACCCAAAACUCAGACUCCAUCAAAGCAUGGUGAGAUUAUGAAUAAUAAAGACCCAAAACUGAAAACAGCUGGGCAAUCUGUAUUAAAAUCUCAGUCCUCUGCCCCAAAACAUUCAAGGAGUGAAUCUCCUGUUGUCCAGAAGAAUAUGCACACCUCAGAGCACAGAAGUCCUGGACAGAAACUUGAAAAAAAUAUGGCUGAUGCUGUGGCAGUUCAGCUUCAUGAAAAUAAUGAAUGCAGUUCUGCAAAGCAAAGUGAAUGUCUAAAAUCUAUGAUGGAAGGUAGCAGGGAAGAUCAAUCCUGCCAACCUGAUAAACAAAAACUAUUGGAUCCUCCUGAAAAUGAGGAAUACAAAUCACAAUCUAAAUCUUUGCCUCUGAUUAUAGAAGAAACUCUUUCUAAAUUGCAUGUUUCACUGCAAAACGAAAUGGAAGCAAGAGAAAUCUGUGAAGAUCAGCCUGCAAUUCAACAGAAUAAAGACAGAAAGACAGAUGAUAAUACUGCUGAAUUUCACUGUCAAGCACAGUUUACCAGUGAUGGAUACUCAGACUUUUCCAAGAAAACCAAUCAAAAGGCUACUGCUUCAGGAGAACUGGUAGAACAUUCAAAAGCAACAACAGUCUGUAUCAAACAAAGUGAUAAAUUAAGCAGUGAUAUGGGUCUUAACUAUGGUGAAAAUACUUUACCGAGCUUUUCCAAAAGGAUAACCAAUAAAGAUGUAACAUCAUCUCCUCAGAUUCAUAUGGAGGGAUUUCUUUCAGCUGAUGAGUUGUAUGAUACAUCAGCCCUGACUGAAUACAAAUCAGUUACAGUAGCUUUAGAUGAUGUUUCCAAAUGUUCCACAGAAGGAGUAAGGGACAAAUGUGCACAUCAUUACACAGAAGGUAUUGAUCCCAUGGAAAUGCCAGAAAACCAAGAAAAUGCAGAAAUUCCCUUUGUGGACCACUGGAGUACUGGUGCACUAGAUCCAAAAGAGAGUCCCGAAUCAGAUACUGGCAGUGCCACCACAUCCUCUGAUGAUAUAAAACCAAGAUCGGAAGAUUAUGAUGCUGGAGGCUCUCAGGAUGAUGAAGGAUCCAAUGAAAGAGGGAUUUCUAAAUGCAGUACUAUGCUAUGCCAUGAUUUUCUUGGAAGAAGCAGCAGUGACACUAGCACACCUGAAGAAUUAAAAAUUUAUGACAGCAGCCUAAGAAUAGAAGUAAAAAUGAAGAAAGAAGGUUCUGAUCUCUUCCGUGUUAAUUCAACAAGUGAUGAUGAAAUACCAAGAAAAAAAAAUGAAAUUUGGUCCCAUCAGGGAAGCGCAAGGACCAAUACUAAAGAAACUGAAAAUUCUGCUUUUGGCAAUGCACAGUUUACUCAGGAAGCAGACCAAGUUUCUUCUUCUGCUGAUGAAACAGAAGAUGACAGAUCUGAAGCAGAAAAUGUUGCAGAAAAGAUUCCUCCAUCAAAUGUUCCCACUCAACAGUUCCAAGGAAUUGAUAAUUUAGCUUUUGAAGAUGCAACAGAAAACGAUAGUGCAAGACAAGAGUUUUCUAAAACUAAAAAUUUCAAACGAUCUGUUUUACUUUCAGUAGAUGAAUGUGAAGAAUUGGGAUCUGAUGAUAGAGGAGAAGCUCAUCCUUCACAUCAGCAUUCAAUAGAUUUUCUUACUCCUUCAGAUGUAUUUGACAGUGUUUCUCAAGAGCACCAUGGAAAGACUUUUUAUUCAAGAUACUCGUUGGAAAUUGAAGAUGGAUUCCUGGAUUGCAAACAGCCUAAGGAUAGAGACAACAGACUGGAAAAAAAUGAAAGUUGUCUCCUACCUCUUCAUGGCACUGAAAUUCCAGAGAGAGGAGAAAUUCCAGAGAAGGAGAAUCAAGGAGACAUAGAUGAUUAUGACACAAUGGCACAAACCUGCAUGUUUGAGCACCGGCCUGCAAAAACCCUUUCUCCAAUAUAUGAGAUGGAUGUUGGAGAAGCAAUUGAGCAGAGGAUGGAUUCAGAAACAGCAGUUCUAGAUGUGGAUCUUGAAGAUCAGCAGUUUGCAGAACAGGAUUGGACUCUUCUCAGGCAACUGUUAUCUGAGCAGGACUCAAAUAUAGGUUUCAAAAACUCUGUUCCUGAAGACCUUAACUUAGCACAAUGUCUAAUCAAUCAGACACUGUUUCUGGCACGAGAUGGUUCGAAUCCUCAGGGUACAUCACAAGUCGACACAUUCAGUAGGUGGACUGAACUUAUGUCUCCACUUGAUGAUUCUUCAGCAAGCAUUACAGUGGCAAGCUUUUCAUCUGAAGACUGUUCUUCCCCUCAAGGGGAAUGGACAAUUCUUGAACUGGAAACUCAUCAUUAAGGUGAUCAAAUGUUUGCAACUAACUCCAAUCCAUUCCCCAAAUCUAUUUUUGAUGCGUUGUUUCCAUACAAUAAUGAAAUACUGCAUCAGUCAAGAACAAGCAAUUCUUGGUACUGAGGCAAUCUUUCUGAUAUAAUGAGGUAAAUAUGUUAAUUUAUAAUCGAGAUUUAAUUGCAAGUACAGUAAUUUUUCAAGACUUAAACGUAUGUCUUUUCUAAAAUGAAUUUUGAGCAUGUAUUUUCUAGAAUUGUUAGAAAAAUUAGAUGACCUGAACGGAAGAUCGUGGUUUCCUCUCUCCUUUUAUCUUCCUUUUUGCCAUUUAAUAGUCUCAUUAAGCAAGAAUUUAAAGAUGACUGCACAAUUAGUAGAGUUAUUCCCUCCUUUUUUUCUCUCUCUUUCUCUAUAUGGUGACUCAAUUUUACAACAAUAAAGAUUCAGAAUGGUUGCGUCAAAAGGUCAUGUCUGCCAAUUCUGCUUUAAAUAACAGAAAUUUGUGUUCACAGGAAAGGUUCCAAUAUGAAUCCUCUUUGGGCUUUAUUAAUAUGAGCAGCUUGUUUCAUCUGUUUCAUCCACGUAUGAUUUUUUUUGUAUUUUUUG
This is a messenger RNA of Cygnus atratus (black swan), 5448 nucleotides long. It is a transcript of the gene BTBD8, whose product is annotated as BTB domain containing 8. Bases 166 to 4851 code for a protein of 1561 amino acids. Gene Ontology annotation, molecular function: protein binding. NCBI's taxonomy places the organism in Eukaryota, Metazoa, Chordata, Aves, Anseriformes, Anatidae. The record is from RefSeq and is a predicted model, not a curated record. The transcript has 17 exons.